Molecule: messenger RNA, 558 nt
Organism: Candida tropicalis MYA-3404
Lineage: Eukaryota; Fungi; Ascomycota; Pichiomycetes; Serinales; Debaryomycetaceae
Exons: 1
Coding region: 1-558 (185 amino acids)
Source: RefSeq, a predicted model, not a curated record
AUGGGAUUGUUAGAAACAAGUUGGUCUCAUGAAGUGAAUAAAAGCAUGACAACCUGGGAAUGGUACCCACCAACUUGGUCUUUGAACAGAAACUCUAAUGGUUUCGUUAGCAAUCAAUUGAACAGUGGCAGAUCUCAAACCAAAGACAAACAAUCUAGCAAGUCUAACAGCACGGUCAAAACCCCAAAUGGCAACAGAAGCAAUCAUAAACAUAUGGAAACCUUGUUCAGUAGUAUGAAUCCAGAGACCACAGACAACAAAGAUGGCCAAGAUGAAAUGAACAGCAAUGAAAAGUUCAUAGUUUCUUCUUCUAAAGAAAAACAAACUUUGGAAAACCAUAAUACCCAUACCAACCAUGGCAACAUAACCCCAUCUAACGUAUGGUUUAGCAUUUCUGGUGUAGUAUUUACCAAGACCUUUACCAUUGUAAGUCAUACCAACAGAGUGGGCAAUACCAAGAAUAAAGUUAACACGGUUCAUCCAUUUGUGAAUAUAGACAAAACGAGCAAAUGGCCAGCCAGAAACCCAUUGCAUAAAAUUGUUUCUACCAGCAAAUAA